AUUUUCAACCCAGCCCCGCUGCAGGCUUCUGUUUUCAAUCUUACCUCUGCCAAUUUCAAAGAAUUCCUGGACAAGCAUGACACCGCUCUCGUUAAUUUCUACGCGGAGUGGUGUCGGUUUAGUCGAGACCUCGCCCCAGUAUUCAACGCCACCGGCAACAGAGUUGCGAUGGAAUUUAAGGAUGGCAAUGUUGCACUUGGCAGAGUCGACUGUGACGAUCAAGGUAAGUUGGACAUAUCGAAGUAUCCAACACUGCGGCUUUUUAAAUUCGGCCAUCGGUAUCGUAGCGAGUACCGCAACCAACGGUCUGAGGAAGCACUUAUGAACUAUCUCCGGGAGCAGUCGUCAAAUCCCAUCAAGGUCCUCAAAAACCAAGUAAGUUCAAUUGUGUUUUGCGUUGACAGUUGCUUUAAUCCUCCGGAGACGUUGUGCAGUUUUGGUCAUUCAUUACGGAUGGCUGUUGAGGCAGAAGCCGAGCCAACGGCAGACUUCGAUGCUCUGCGUGCGUGGGCCACGGACCAUUGCACACCGCUUGUUCGCGAGCUGACAUUCGCCAACGCCGAGGAGAUCACCGAGCCGCGCCUUCCCCUGCUCAUUCUCUUCUUCCACCCGGAUGACCAGAACAUCGUUGACAGGUUCACUCAGUUCAUGGAGCUCAAUUUUGUCGAUCUCAAGGGUCGUUUCAUGCUAUUGGUGGCCAACGGCGACGUCUUCUCCCACCCCCUGCUGCACAUGGGCAAGACGAGGCACGAUCUGCCGAUCCUCGCGAUCGACUCCUUCCAGCACAUGUUCAUGUUUGCUGGCGACAUCGAGGAGGAGGAGAGGCUUGAGGCAUUUGUGUUGCCGUUCAAUUCUAACUGGCGUCACUCGCGUCUGACUAGGAUCUUGUGUGUACUACCACGGAUUUUUACGUCUUUUUUUGCCGUUCGGAAACUAAACUAA
This is a messenger RNA of Mesocestoides corti, 942 nucleotides long. NCBI's taxonomy places the organism in Eukaryota, Metazoa, Platyhelminthes, Cestoda, Cyclophyllidea, Mesocestoididae. The record is from the annotation of a GenBank genome assembly.